This is a messenger RNA of Saprolegnia parasitica CBS 223.65, 477 nucleotides long. RefSeq lists its product as hypothetical. NCBI's taxonomy places the organism in Eukaryota, Oomycota, Saprolegniomycetes, Saprolegniales, Saprolegniaceae. The transcript is spliced from 6 exons. Gene Ontology annotation, cellular component: mitochondrial inner membrane. The coding region runs from base 10 to 477 and encodes 155 amino acids. The record is from RefSeq and is a predicted model, not a curated record. Gene Ontology annotation, biological process: mitochondrial respiratory chain complex I assembly.
CACGCUUGCAUGUUGCGCCGAGUGGUCCGUGGUGCGCCGGCGUCCUUCCAGCGCGGGAUGGGCGUCCGCUGGCUGCAGUAUGGUCACGACAUGCACAAGGAAAUGAUGACGGGUACGUCCAAGGUCUCGAUCUCCGAGUACGACGACGGCGGCUUUGUUGUCAACGAUGUGAACAUGCGCGGGUCCGUCGCGCUACUGCCCAACAUUGCCAUGAUGUGGAAGCCGCGGUCGCUCGACGAGAUCACGAUCGAGAGCCUCAACGUGUUUACGGUUGCCAACCCACCGAUUGAAAUCCUCGUCCUUGGCUGCGGCAAGCGCAUCGCCAAGCAGCUCGAACCGUCGCUCGUCGAGUACCUCAAGUCCAACGGCAUCGUCGUCGAGUACUUGGACUCGUUUAACGCGUGUGCGACGUUCAACAUCCUCAACGCCGAGGACCGCAAGGUCGCGGCCGCCAUUUUGGUCAACGAACCCAAGUGA